Messenger RNA from Vombatus ursinus (common wombat), 1644 nucleotides. RefSeq names its product Tu translation elongation factor, mitochondrial (gene TUFM). Gene Ontology annotation, biological process: mitochondrial translational elongation. NCBI's taxonomy places the organism in Eukaryota, Metazoa, Chordata, Mammalia, Diprotodontia, Vombatidae. The transcript is spliced from 11 exons. The record is from RefSeq and is a predicted model, not a curated record. Gene Ontology annotation, molecular function: translation elongation factor activity; GTPase activity; GTP binding. The coding region runs from base 154 to 1395 and encodes 413 amino acids. Gene Ontology annotation, cellular component: mitochondrion.
CACUUCCGUCCGACGGAAGUACCUUCCAGUUCCCGGUGCCCUUAGUGUCUCACACGCUGUGCCGUUCCCGGUCCCUUUCCCCUCUGACACUGUUUUCCCUCUAGCGCUUCCAUUAUCCCCUCCCCUCUCCGCCCGCCCCCGCUCUUCAUCGGGAUGGCUGCAACUGUUAUGUUCCGCCCACGGCCCGGGCCCAGUGUUUUUCAGAGCUGCCAGCUGCUGCACAAGUUUUUGAAAAGGGCUCAACUUUCUAACCCAGGGCAGAAGCCCUCCCUGCCCCUUAUUUUACGGGGCCUUGCUGUGGAGGCCAAGAAGACUUAUGUGAGAGACAAACCCCAUAUUAAUGUUGGCACUAUUGGCCAUGUGGAUCAUGGGAAGACUACACUGACAGCAGCAAUCACCAAGAUUCUGGCAGAGGGUGGUGGGGCCAAGUUUAAGAAGUACGAGGAGAUCGACAAUGCACCAGAGGAACGAGCCCGGGGUAUCACCAUCAAUGCAGCCCAUGUGGAAUAUAGUACAGCCAGUCGACACUAUGCUCAUACUGACUGUCCUGGGCAUGCUGACUAUGUCAAGAACAUGAUCACUGGCACAGCCCCAUUGGAUGGCUGCAUCCUGGUGGUGGCAGCCAAUGAUGGCCCCAUGCCCCAGACAAGGGAGCACCUGCUGCUUGCCAAACAGAUUGGUGUGGAGCACAUGGUAGUGUUUGUGAACAAGCAGCGGCAGCCAGAGUUAGGGGUGAAUGCUGUAAUGAAACUGCUCGAUGCUGUGGACACUCAUAUUCCUGUGCCCACUCGGGAUCUAGAGAAGCCCUUCCUGCUGCCUGUGGAGUCUGUUUAUUCCAUCCCUGGCCGUGGCACAGUGGUCACAGGGACUCUGGAGAGAGGAAUCGUGAAGAAAGGAGAUGAAUGUGAAUUUCUGGGCCACAGCAAGAAUAUUCGCUCUGUGGUCACAGGAAUUGAAAUGUUUCACCAGAGUCUGGAACGAGCUGAGGCUGGAGAUAACCUUGGUGCAUUAAUUCGGGGGCUGAAGAGGGAGGAUGUUCGACGCGGUAUGGUGAUGGUUAAACCAGGCUCCAUUCAACCCCAUCAGAAGGUUGAGGCUCAGGUUUAUAUUCUCAGCAAAGAAGAAGGUGGCCGCCACAAGCCAUUUGUAUCACACUUCAUGCCUGUCAUGUUCUCUCUCACGUGGGACAUGGCCUGCCGAGUCCUUCUGCCCCCAGAGAAGGAGAUGGCCAUGCCUGGGGAGGACCUGAAACUAAACUUAAUCUUAAGACAACCCAUGAUCUUGGAGAAAGGUCAGCGUUUUACCCUGAGGGAUGGUGGUAAAACCAUUGGUACUGGCUUGGUCACCAAUAUAUCAGCUCUGACUGAAGAGGACAAGGACAUUAAGUGGAGCUGAGCUCAACUCUGGCCUUCUUUCCAACAUUGGUACCUCACUGGCCUGAGUCAAGAAGCUCAAGUUUAGGAAGUGAAAAAAUAGUCCUCGGCUUUUCCUACCAUCUGCAGCAAUGGUGUCUCCUGGAACUGAGGGGCCUGUAAGUUUGUAUGGGAAAAUAAAGUGUUGUGUGAAUGGUGGAACACAACAUGUGUAGUAACUUACUGUUGUACAGAUUAAAAGAUUGGGUACUGGUAUUGUACUUCAGAUGGA